Messenger RNA from Penicillium pulvis, 1143 nucleotides. RefSeq lists its product as uncharacterized. Gene Ontology annotation, molecular function: choline kinase activity; ethanolamine kinase activity. The transcript has a single exon. The coding region runs from base 1 to 1143 and encodes 380 amino acids. The record is from RefSeq and is a predicted model, not a curated record. Gene Ontology annotation, cellular component: cytoplasm. Gene Ontology annotation, biological process: phosphatidylcholine biosynthetic process; phosphatidylethanolamine biosynthetic process. Lineage: Eukaryota; Fungi; Ascomycota; Eurotiomycetes; Eurotiales; Aspergillaceae.
AUGGCCAUUUUGACUCUCAUCCCCGUGGCCCUUCCCAAAGAAAAAGUACCAUCCAAGACGGACGUCAGAGACAUCAUCGCCAGAUUCCUAACAAAAGAAUGGCCAUCCGUGGAUCCCGAGACCCUGACCAUGUCAUAUAAUGUCUCAUUUUCCAACGCUCACUGCCCCGUGGAGCGACCGAAGCCCGCUACUGGCACCGCCACCGAGCCCUUGAAAGUGUUCAUCAAAUUCCAUAAUAACACCGAAGUCAAUCUUGAGAUAUUCAAACACCUUGCGCCAACGAAACACGAAGAAGCAAUUCUUUGCUCUCAGUACGGUCGGACCGGACUAGGAGCGAAAGUCCAUGGGUUCUUCGAGACACAAGAUGGCACACUUGGGAGAAUCGACGAGUUCUUAGAAGCACAGAACAUGGAGCCAGAGGAUGUUGAGAAUGCAGUAAUCCGAGCAGAUGUGGCAAAGGCACUGGCGACGUUCCAUGUCUUGAAAACACCACGGCAGGAAAAGGCAGUGGACUCAUACUACGAAGCUGUCGUCAGUGGACUUGAGAAGUACCACGGACUGAACAAAUUGAAGGUGCUUGGGAAACUAGGCGGUGUCAAUGUGGAUAAGCUAGUCGAAUACGACUUCGGAACGAGGCUGAAGAAAGUGGUGAAAAAGCUGGAAUCUAUAGGAGGGAAAACAGCGUGGUGUAUUCAUGAUGUCCAGUUUAUGAACACCAUGGUCAAGAAUGACCCGAAGGAAGGCGAAAGUACAGUUGCGCUGAUUGACUUUGAAUUUGUGAUGCGGAACUAUCGAGCCUUUGAUAUCGGUGGACACUUUAUGCAGAAGAUGUUCAAGUGGUUUGACGAGGAGAGCAAAAUAGCUAGGUGUAAGAAGUAUACCGAGGAGGAGAAAAAGCACUUUUGUGAAGAGUAUGCUAGACAGUGGAAUGCACUGACUGGUGACUGGGACACUGGGGACCAGGUUUUUCUGGAGUCGGAAUAUGGAUAUAUGCUGGCCAUCACUUUUGAUAUUCACAACAUGCUGUGGUUCAUGGAUGAAGAGGAUGACAAGGAUCAUUUGAGUCUUCUUGGUCUGAAUAAGCUGUUUGAGGAAUUCGAGGAACAGUAUGUCAAGCUUGGGUUGGAAGAUCCAUACUAUUAA